Messenger RNA from Suillus clintonianus, 1371 nucleotides. RefSeq lists its product as uncharacterized. The record is from RefSeq and is a predicted model, not a curated record. NCBI's taxonomy places the organism in Eukaryota, Fungi, Basidiomycota, Agaricomycetes, Boletales, Suillaceae. The transcript is spliced from 2 exons. The coding region runs from base 1 to 1371 and encodes 456 amino acids.
AUGUGUAUCUGGUUACGCCGACCUCGCCGCGUCAUUGUCUGGGUGAAGUCUCUGCGUCCCUUCCGCGACGUGAAAGCGGAAGAACGGCUGCUUGAGUUGAAGAAGAAAUGGGAGGAGGAGGAGAGGAAGUGCAUAUCACUAGAGGACAAGCUGAAGAAACUUGAGCAAGAGCAGCAAGUUUCGGCCCAAGAAAAGGGCGGACUGAAAACGGAAAUUAUCCGGCUUACGAGCGCUCUGAAAAAAGCCACCAAGGACGCCGAUGAAAUUCAGGUCAGGUUACUACAGGAGCAAAGGGAGAGAGAAAAAGUCCAGCAAGAACGUUCCAAGCUUCAAGAUGCGUAUCAAAAGCUACAGCAAGAUCUCAACUCAUACCAGCAGCAGCUACAGAUGCGAGAGACUGAGAAGAAGGCCUUGAGGAACGAGCUCCAGGCCCUGCAGACCAAGUUCAACGAUCAAACCACCCUUCUUGACGACCGCACACGGGAGCUACGGGGUGCACAGGCAUUCCUGAGCAAGGCCGACACGCUCUCGGGAGCGGAAGUCAUCAGACUGAUCGACGAACUCAAUCAAGAGAUCAUGCAGACGGCAGCUUUCAUCUCGGAUUCCUUCGAUUUCGCUCGCAAGCCUGAACAUAUAGACGAGAUCAAGGAAGCCAGCGCGCGGACCAGUGAGCUGAUUGGACCUGCCAUGACGUCACUCCUGGGUACCGUGCAGCACGGGGAAGACCCUCUCUUGAUCCAGAUUGCACUGCAGGCCGCCACAGUCGAGUUCUCUCGUUGGAUCAUAAUGACCUGGGACUUUGACGGCUUGCAGGCUGAGCAACCGAUAGCAGAGAUCUAUAACGACGUUCGGGAAACAGAAAGCCAGGCAGUCAGCGGCCGAUGGCGCGCUUUGACUCGAUCUCAUGCGCAGAAGGUUGCUCUGCAGGAAGCGGACGUGCACGCGACCAUGGUUGCGCAUAUUAGCGACACCCUCGUGAUCUUGAUGAUUGCGGCUGGCUGCACGAAGAAUUACGAAGAUGCGUAUCGCGAGUUCACCAUGAAGUUCGGUGAACGAGUAUCGAACAUCGUCCGCAUGGCAGCAAGGCUUAACAAAGCCAUGGGCGAGGAAGUCACGUCAGCAGAUCUCUGGCCCACCCAUGCUGCAGCUGGAGAGAAAUUCGACACGGAUACAAUGAAGGACUUUGACGAGGGGAGCGGGGCGCAAUCUGGCGUGGUUUUGUGUACGACUGCACUGGGCUUACAGAGGUCAGAAAAAGUUGGGCAUGGGGAGAGCGCAGUGGUCAAAACAAUAACACUGGCGAAACCCAAAGUUGCGCUUGAAGCUAUCGCAGAUGGGAUGGACAGGGAGGUAGAGGUGUCAGGAGGCUAA